AUUAGGGAACCCUAUCUUUCAGCGAUAAAGGACAUUUAAUUCUUUAAUUUAGUUACAUAUUUGCUGGCAUAUAAAUUUUAAGUUAUUAUUGUACGUAUUUAUUUGUCUUCCAAAGUUUGUGAUUUUGAUACCUACUAAGAAUCUGUUCCUGGACCUAGACACUUGGAAGCCCCUGACCCAACCAAUGAAAAUUACAAGAACCUCCCACACUAGCCCUACUGAUAUUGAAAUCAUAGCUAUGCUGAUAGUGGAGGUCACAAAGUUGAUGACUAUGAACAACCUUUAAUUGUGGUUGAAUAAUUUUGGGCGUAACAGCAUGUUUGCAAUACUACUUGAACUUUGCUCUGUGGUUAUGUAACUAAACCCAGACCAGUUGAUGUCCAGCACCUAGUUACACAGUACGGAGACAUUUAACAGUACAUGAUUUCUGCUUUUGUCAUGGGUGUAUCUUAACACAUUGUAAUUUUUACGACAGCAAUCUCAAGAUAUUCAAGAUGGCAGCUACCAGUAAUGUACGGCAAUUUGUUGACCAUUUGGAUGAGAAAGUGUUAGAAUGUCCACUCUGCUACAAAAGGCUCAAGGAUCCUAAAACAUUUCCCUGCCUCCACACUUAUUGUUUAUCAUGUCUCACAGAAUGGGUCAACAAGAAGAGUAAGCCGGUCUGUCCAACCUGUGGCGAAUCCUUUACUAUUCCCGAUGGUGGUCUACAAAAACUGCCUCCAAACACAUUUAUCAAUAAUCUAUUGGAAAGUAUUGAGCAACUUGAUGAUGUAGACAAGAAGAUAUGCUAUUGUGGCCAGAAUGCUGCACACUUCUACUGUCAAGAGUGCAUGCAGUACAUAUGCACUGCAUGUAAACACACUCAUGAAACCUUACCAUCACUGCUAAAUCACAAAUUACAUACAAUAAAAGAUAUUCAGUCGAUGACAAUAACACAGUUUUCUGCAUUACAUCCACCCCUCUGUCCUGCUCACAAAAAAGAAUUAGAAUUUUACUGUAAAGUUUGUAAAGUUCCCGUUUGUAUGCACUGUGCUAUCACUGAUCAUAAAGAGUGGGCUGGUAAGCAUGAAACUAUUCAUAUAUCGGAAGCAUUCAAGUUAUUCAAACAAACAUCUACAGAGUUGAAAAAAAAUGUUGAUGUCUAUAAACAAAAGAUUCAAGCUGCUCUUACUAAAGUUCACCAUAAAACUAAUCAACUUGAAUGGUGUAAUGUAUCAUGCAGAAAGGAUAUCAAUAAUUUUGUUGAGGAAAUGAUUCAAAUUAUAAGAGAGAAAGGUGAGGAACUAAACAGAAUGUUAGAUGAAGUAUACACAAAGAAGAAAAAAAUUACAGAUACACAAACAGAUGAACUCAACACUAUUAUGCUGAAUGUUGACACAAAAUGGAACUUUAUUGCUCAAUUACUAAAAAGCAAUGAAGCAACAGCUUUGCAGUCAAGCCAUAAUACAAUCAAAAGUAUACAAGAAACAAUCCAGAAAUUACCAGAAACAGAACCAAAGGAUAAUGGAGAAAUGUAUGUUAACCUCAACACAGAAUAUCAUGCAAAAACACUUAAACAGAAAGCAUUAGGUUUCAUUACUGAAACAUGUUUGGAAAUAGUUACUGCCCCCACAAUGUUGACCAAAGAACAAGCAUUUGAGUGUGAAAUAGUUCAACACAGUUCUACUAAAGUAGAUAGUAAUUUACUGAAAGCAAUUUUGACAUCUCCUGGAGAGGAAACAAAAUUGGAAACAGAGAAACAUGAUGAAGGAAAGUAUGUAGUGAAGUCAAUGUGCAGAAGUAAUGGUGUUUGGAAACUUGAUGUCAGUUUUGGUGAUGAACCAAUUAGAGGGUCUCCUUUGAUGAUCACUGUAGAGAAGCAAGGUCUGAUAAACACAAUAGAUAUAUUGCAUGGAAACAAACCCCUGGAUGUAGUAUUGGAUGAAGAUGGUUGUCUGUUAGUUGCUCUGAAGAACAAUGAAAUUUACAGGUUUAAACAAUCAGGUGAAUAUGUCAGUAAGAUAACACUACCAUCGAAAGUGCAGGUUAUAUCAAUGUACAAAAUGAAAAAGAAUGGUUUGAUAGUAUAUUCUGAUGAUGGAAAUAAAUGCAUAACAUUAUGUAAACCGAAUGGUAAAGUGAUCAAAUCAAUUGGUAAGGGAGUAUUGAAAAAUUACAAUGGUUUUAAUGUUGAUGAAAAAUUAAAUGUUGUGUAUGUUACAGACUCAAUCAAUGAAUGUGUGUUCAUGUUUAACAUGGAUACUAAUCAGAUGAUCAGAAGGAUUGGGUCAAGAGGUCACAGUGAAGGUGAAUUAUAUAAUCCAUGUGAUGUUCAUGUUACUAAUGAAGGACAUCUCAUUAUAACAGAUUGUGGUAAUCACAGAUUACAAUUAUUUGACAAUGAAGGAAAGUUCAUGAAGGUUCUUGUAGGUGAUGGUGUUAAGGAUGGUAAGGUGCAUGGUCCAGUUAGUGUUACAAUAGAUAAGGAUAAUAACAUGCUUGUAACAAGUAGGAACAAACUACAGUUAUUCAACAGUGAUGGACAUUUCAUUAAAAGAAUUGAUCAAAAAGAAGAUGGGUUAAAUGUUCCUUGUGGAUUAUCAAUUGUUUCUUAUAAUCCAAGAAGAGUUGCUGUAGCCAAUAAAUAUGGGAGAAAUAUAAAAGUAUACAAUUACUGAAAUCAUAUAUAUCACAAUUUCACUCAUCAAUCCAUCUUUAUUCUUGCUGUUUACAUAGUAACAAAAAGUAAGUUAUCUUUAGAAUACAACUCAUAAAUAACAUAAUUCAACAAAGAUUUAGAAUUUCAUAUUUUAUUAAUUCGGACCCUAUACUUUUGCCCAUCAAACCAGUCAUAUUCUUGUAUAUACAUGAUUAUAAAAAGUAAAUUAUCAACACUUAUCAACUUAAAAUAAAAGAAGAUCUUUACAUUGCUUGGGGAAAUCCAUCACUUAACAAACAAACAACUCAUUACAAUAUCACUCUCUUAUUCUAAUUCAUUCUAAUUCCUAUAUACACUAACUAUCAUUCCUGACCUCUAUAUAUAUGACUUACCUUAAUAUUUGCUUGUUUCGUCUUACAUCUGACCGGUAGUAUUUAAACCGUUAGUAGCAUAAGCAUUAUUACCUGAUGAUGACGUGGGACACGUCGAAACAUGUUGUUUAUAAGUUACAUUUACUUUAUUAGAUGCAUUACUGCAUUUAAAUUGUGUGUAAAAAAUUUGAUUACAUUAUAAAAAAGGAUUAACAAAUUAACAAUUUUAUAUUAAAUUAUUUAAAAUGAUAUAAAAAGAAUUUUUGACCUUCAAUUGAUACUACUAGGCCUAGUUUUGUUGUGAAUGAAUUAGUUCUCGGUUAAUCCACAAAUUGACUGGACUACUUCUGAAUACUUUGAAAUGAUACUUAAAACUUUAAAAGGUGCUUGAUUUUGAAAUUAUUUGUAUUUUUACACUGAUAUUAAAAUUUUACUGUUAUGUUGAUGAUUUGAAGUUUAACACGCUGGACCUUCAUUUGAUUUAUUUUGAUUCAGUUUAUAUUUGAUAUACUUGCUUUGUUGACAUUGAAUUUGAAUUGCUAUGCUAUACUUUAACAUUUACUGACAUUGAAUUUGAAUUGCUAUGCUAUACUUUAACAUUUACUUAAUACUUUCCAUAUGAGGCUUCUAUCCCAAAACCAGCGUUAGUGACUAAAGCAUUAUUUGACUUUUUAUUAUAUUAUUAUUCCCCACACUAUAGGCCUAAAAAAUAAUGGGUCGUUUUACUGCAAUCAACUUAUUAUUGCCAAAGUUAUGAGUAAACCUAUUAUGGCUUCUCUGUAUACAAUACUGUCAUAUUCCUAUGCUAAGUACUCAGUUUGAAACUAGCGACGGUGUGCUAGUUUUGGGAUGGCAGGCCUCAUAUAUUACUAGGCUUGAUUAAUUAAGAGUUUAAAAUUAAUCUUUAGUUUCAAAGACACAGCUUGAAAUUGGCAAGCAGGGGCAUGUAGCAUGGUAUUCUAUGGUUGCGUGACACCUCUGGUUCCCCAGAGACUACCAGUAGCAUUGGCGCAACCAGUGACUACAGAAUGCACAUUCCUGGGGUUGUAACUUCCUACUACUACUUGAGGGAGUUGCAACCACUACAUUGAAACGUGUUCCCAAAUUAUAGUGACCAAAUGUGUCGUCAACCUAUGUUACCUGUCCCCAUGUAUA
Molecule: messenger RNA, 4164 nt
Organism: Anneissia japonica
Lineage: Eukaryota; Metazoa; Echinodermata; Crinoidea; Comatulida; Comatulidae
Product: tripartite motif-containing protein 2-like
Exons: 2
Coding region: 495-2657 (720 amino acids)
Biological process (GO): positive regulation of DNA-templated transcription
Cellular component (GO): chromatin; nucleoplasm
Molecular function (GO): protein binding; ubiquitin-protein transferase activity; zinc ion binding
Source: RefSeq, a predicted model, not a curated record